Molecule: messenger RNA, 1383 nt
Organism: Argiope bruennichi
Lineage: Eukaryota; Metazoa; Arthropoda; Arachnida; Araneae; Araneidae
Gene: alc
Product: 5'-AMP-activated protein kinase subunit beta-1-like
Exons: 1
Coding region: 220-1017 (265 amino acids)
Biological process (GO): signal transduction
Cellular component (GO): cytoplasm; nucleotide-activated protein kinase complex; nucleus
Molecular function (GO): protein kinase binding
Source: RefSeq, a predicted model, not a curated record
AGUCGUAAGUUAUUAAAUGGCAGAUGGUACAUGUUUACAUUAUUUCUAACAGUAAAUUGACUCAUCUGCGUAGCUUACUGUAUUCGAAUAUAUGUUAUUUAUGUGUAUCUACUGAUAUUCAUACUGUAAAGAAAAUCAAUUCUCAGCUUCGCUUUAAUUAUAAUUCGUUGUUAUAUUGAAUUAUAAAAGUAUUAUCUGUUAUUACUUCUUUUCGCUAAUAUGGGUACUACAAGCUCCAAUAAGCGUGAUAGAGCAUAUUCUUCGGAUAAUGAAGGACCUCCUGCUUCAUGCAAAGAAGGGAAGGUGUUCGAAUUCAGCGCUGGAACCCGUAAAGAAAGAUUUCCGUGUCAAAGAUCUUUGGAUGAUUAUGAUGAUCCAUCCAGCUUUUCAAUGGACAAAGCAGACGAAAUAAAACUUUCAGAGACAGCCAAUACUUACGAAAAAUUACUCCCUACGGUAUUCAAAUGGAAUGGCGGAGGUAAAGAAGUUUACAUUAGUGGUUCUUUUUCCGAUUGGAAGCCAAUUCCCAUGGUACAAAGUCAUGGGGAUUUUGCUCUCAUUCUUGAAAUUCCUGAGGGGGAUCAUCAAUAUAAAUUCAAAGUGGAUGGCCAGUGGCAGCAUAAUCCCAGUGAACCCACCAUUGAUAAUGAGAUGGGUACCAAAAAUAAUCUAAUUUCUGUUAAAAAGUCUGAUUUCUUGGUAUUUGAAGCUUUAGCUGCUGAUAGCAUUGGAUCAACAUUUACAGGUUCACCACCUGGAUCCUAUAAUCAAGAAGUUCCACAGCACAAGCCUAAUGAGAAAACAGUUGGCCCGCCUGUUUUACCUCCUCAUUUGUUACAAGUCAUAUUAAAUAAAGAUAUUGACAUGUCUUGUGAACCAAAUUUGCUACCUGAGCCAAACCAUGUUAUGCUCAAUCACUUGUAUGCUCUGUCGAUUAAAGAUGGUGUUGUUGUCUUAAGUGCCACUCAUCGUUAUAAAAAGAAAUAUGUUACCACUCUUCUGUAUAAGCCAAUUUAGGUUGCAUAUAUAGCUGUGUUAAAAAUACACAUUAAUAUAAGCUUGCAGCAAUUAUUUUUUUCUCUAUAUUUUUAUUUGUGUAGCUGUUAUUGAGAUCUGAAGUUACUUUCACUUAUUAUUUAAUAGUUCAGUAAUAUGCAGUGAAAUUGUGUAUUUUUUACUUGCAUAUCAAGACUUUCUUAGAAAUAGUUUUAGUAUAAUUAUUAAAGUUUUUAUAAUACCGGGAAUAUUUAAUGAUAAAAUAAGAUUGCAUUUUGAUCUCAGUAUUAUCAACUAUAUAUACAAAAUAGAAGUAAUUCAUGUAACUUUUGUCAUAUCUGUAACUAUAAAAUCAUUGCAAUUGAAUUUUUAAUCAAUAAUAUGCAU